This is a messenger RNA of Didymodactylos carnosus, 405 nucleotides long. Lineage: Eukaryota; Metazoa; Rotifera; Eurotatoria; Philodinida; Philodinidae. The record is from the annotation of a GenBank genome assembly.
AUGAAACUUUUACUAGUAUUAUUUAUUUCUGCUGCUGCUGUUGGUUUAUUAAUUCAUGCUCAACUAACAGACAAGACAACAAUAUCGACUGUAUAUAUUGCCAGUGUUUGUAACUGUGAAUGUUGUACAUCAUCAAAUACAUGUAUUCCAACACACACCACAGCCUAUAUACUUGAAGAAUUAUGUACAUUAACAUCCUGUAAUAAAACAAUUUGUCACGUACUUGAACCAGAAAAAUGUCCAUUACCAGAUGCCAUUGGUCGAGUCGAAACCGAAUGCAAAAAUGAUGAACAAACUUCAACAGCAACUACCGCUGGUACAAUCUCUUCUAAUACAUUUAGUCUUCGAUUUACAUCAGCAGCAUUAAUUGCUGGUUUACACUUGAAGAAGCGAUUUUUUUGUUAG